This is a messenger RNA of Malus domestica (apple), 2023 nucleotides long. Its product is annotated as heat shock factor protein HSF8-like. Gene Ontology annotation, biological process: regulation of transcription by RNA polymerase II; cellular response to heat. Gene Ontology annotation, molecular function: RNA polymerase II cis-regulatory region sequence-specific DNA binding; DNA-binding transcription factor activity. Gene Ontology annotation, cellular component: nucleus. The record is from RefSeq and is a predicted model, not a curated record. NCBI's taxonomy places the organism in Eukaryota, Viridiplantae, Streptophyta, Magnoliopsida, Rosales, Rosaceae.
CCUGAGGAGGCAAAUCGUGCCCGUUUCGUGCGCGGUCUCCCCUUUGCCCCACCUCCCCACCCUAUACUUCACCGGUCCCACCACUGUCCGUACACAACACGCAGACUCUUCUCUCUCUCUCUCUCUCUCAUAGAAGCAGCAGCCUAGGGUUUUAAAGUCAACCAUGGAUGGAAAUGGCUUCUGAAAGAACCCUAUCCAAUAAUCUUCAUUUCUUUCUCAUUACGCUAAUUUCUCAAUUCUACAAUCAAUUUCUUCAACGGCGAUAUGGGGGGCGCUGAUAACAACAACGGCGACGAGAUAUCAGUGGCCGCCGGCGGACAACAGGCGGCUUCGGGUUCAAGUUCGGCUCCGGCGCCAGCACCCUUACUGAAAUCCAACGCCCCGCCGCCGUUCCUGUGCAAGACGUACGACAUGGUGGACGACCCGGCUACCGACCCGGUCGUGUCGUGGACCCCCACCAACAAUAGCUUUGUGGUUUGGAACCCGCCGGAGUUCGCCAGGGACCUCCUUCCCAAGUACUUCAAGCACAAUAACUUCUCUAGCUUUGUUAGGCAGUUGAACACCUACGGAUUUAGGAAGGUUGAUCCAGACCGCUGGGAGUUUGCGCAUGAGGGAUUUUUGAGGGGUCAGAAAGAUCUCCUUAAGAGCAUCAACCGGCGAAAACCUGCCCAUGGACAUAGUCAUCAACAGCCACAGCCAUCACAUGGACAGAAUUCAAUGGGUGCAUGUGUAGAAGUUGGGAAGUUUGGCCUCAAGGAGGAGGUUGAGAGGCUAAAAAGGGACAAGAGUGUGCUUAUGCAGGAACUGAUCAGGUUAAGGCAGCAGCAACAGUCUACUGAUAACCAGCUACAAACAAUGGUGCAGCGUCUUCAGGGCAUGGAGCAGCGGCAACAACAGAUGAUGUCAUUCCUUGCAAAGGCUAUGCAUAGCCCUGGUUUAUUCACUCAAUUUGUACAGCAAAAUGAGAGCAGUAGGCGCAUAACUGAAGUCAACAAAAAACGGAGACUUAAGAAGGAAGGUAUUGCUGAGAGCGAGCGUUCUAAUACUCCUGAUGGACAGAUUGUUAAAUAUCAUCCUCCCAUGAACGAAGCAGCAAAGGCAAUGCUCAGGCAAAUCAUGAAUAGAGAUAUAUCUUCUCGGUUGGAAUCUUCUAAUAACAGUUUUGAUAACUUCCUUAUUGGUGAUGGUUCAUCAUCAUCAUCCGGUGCAGUAGACAGUGGGAGUUCUUCAAGCCGCACAUCAGGAGUGACUCUUCAAGAGGUGCCGCUAACUUCAGGGCAUGGCCUGCCUUCUGUAAUUUCUGAAACACAUUCUUCUCCACGGGUCACUAACUCUGGAACAGUUAUGAGAUCUCCAUUCUCAGACGUCAAUGCCCUUGUUGGAGCACAAGAGUCCCCAUCAAUUCCCAUACCUCAGACAAAUGUAAUUAUCCCGGAGCUAUCUCAAAUACCAGAUUUUCCACCGGAAGGCUUAGUGGAUAUUCCUGAAGAAAGCAUGGCAGGUGAAGACACUGGUGUUGGAUUUAUUGAAAACAUGGCAUCUGAAGCAGGUGAUGGAUUUAUUGACCCCACUUCAGAGGUAAUGAAUGGGUCAUUGGCGAUAGACUUUGAUAAUAUUUCCUCAGACAUAGAAGCAUUUCUAAAGGAUUGGGAUGAUAUUAUACAAAACCCGGGGGCAGAUGAAAUGGAUUCUACUUGUGCAGAAGUAGGAUUGCGUAUGGAAAAUGAAGAGCAGCAGCCAACAGAGAAUGGGGACAAAACCCAGAAUAUGGAUAAUCUGACGGAAAAAAUGGGACUUCUUACAUCAGAUACCAAAGGGGUAUGAUCUAUUUAUCUGCUAAUGUACAUUAGUCUCAUCACUAUCUAAACUCCACAGACAACAUACUAAUGAUCGUAUUUUGAUCUCGGGUCCUUUAUAUGGCCCCGUUGAAAACCAGCUGUACCUUCAUCUGUAUCAGUACAUCUCGUUCUUUAUUUUGCAAGUCUUAUGCGACUAGAGUUUCUAGUUUCCAUUUCCCUUUUGA